Molecule: messenger RNA, 756 nt
Organism: Brassica rapa (field mustard)
Lineage: Eukaryota; Viridiplantae; Streptophyta; Magnoliopsida; Brassicales; Brassicaceae
Product: probable histone H2A.4
Cellular component (GO): nucleosome
Molecular function (GO): DNA binding; structural constituent of chromatin; protein heterodimerization activity
Source: RefSeq, a predicted model, not a curated record
CUUUGAUCCGAAGGCUAACAUUCAUCAACUGAAAAAACCAACCAACCUCUCCUUCGAAAAAGUGAAAGAACAAUCUAACGCCAAAGCUUAUCUCCUCUCCUCUGUUGCAGAUCAGAUCAAACUCAUCGUGUCGACGUAAGCAGGCAUGGAUUCAGGAACCAAAGUAAAGAAAGGAGCGGGUGGAAGAAGAGGUGGUGGUCCGAAGAAGAAACCUGUUUCCCGGUCUGUUAAAGCCGGUUUACAGUUCCCCGUCGGUAGGAUCGGUCGGUAUCUAAAGAAAGGUCGCUACUCGAAGCGUGUUGGAACCGGAGCUCCGGUGUAUCUCGCCGCCGUUCUAGAGUACCUUGCUGCUGAGGUUCUUGAGCUUGCUGGUAACGCUGCCAGAGAUAACAAGAAGAAUCGUAUCAUACCACGCCAUGUUCUGUUAGCUGUGAGGAACGACGACGAGCUAGGAAAGCUACUCAAAGGCGUAACAAUCGCUCACGGUGGAGUUUUACCUAACAUAAACCCAGUUCUCCUCCCAAAAAAGUCUGAGAAAGCAGCUUCAACUACAAAAGUGACCAAGUCACCAUCAAAGGCUACCAAAUCCCCUAAGAAGGCAUAGUUCUCAUUACCAUGUAAACUCAGUUGUAAACAAUGUGUAAUGUUCACUCGUUCAGACAAGUCUGGUUAUCGUUGUAAUUUAACCACGAUAACAACGUAUAAACCCUAGUGCAUGAAAAGAAAGAAAGAAGAGGAACAACAUAUUAGAAAACA